AUGAAAAGACAAAACGUUCGCACACUUUCGCUUGUGGUUUGUACGUUCACAUAUUUGCUGAUAGGAGCAGCUGUUUUCGAUGCAUUGGAAUCAGAUACAGAAAGCAAGAGAUGGGAGGUUCUAUCGGAUAUGAAAAAUGGUCUUGUUCGUAAAUACAAUAUAACUCCGGAAGAUUACCACAUGAUAGAGAUUGUCAUAAUUGAGAACAAGCCUCAUAAGGCUGGUCCACAGUGGAAGUUUGCUGGGGCUUUCUACUUUGCAACCGUUGUGCUCGCUAUGAUAGGAUAUGGACAUUCCACCCCUGUAACUGUUGGAGGAAAAGCAUUUUGUAUGGCUUAUGCUAUGGUGGGUAUUCCCUUGGGUCUUGUGAUGUUUCAAAGUAUUGGUGAACGUCUGAAUAAGUUUGCUUCAGUGGUAAUAAGAAGAGCAAAAUGCUAUCUUCGUUGUAACACAACCGAGGCUACGGAGAUGAACUUAAUGUUUGCAACUGGAAUGCUGUCUUCUAUUAUUAUUACAACUGGAGCAGCCGUUUUCUCUCGUUACGAAGGAUGGAGUUAUUUCGAUAGCUUUUAUUACUGCUUUGUGACGCUCACGACUAUUGGGUUUGGUGACUAUGUAGCCUUACAGGUAAGCCGACACAUUCUAUUUUAUAAUGAUCAAGCCCUAACAAGCAAGCCCGGGUAUGUUGCACUUAGUCUAGUGUUCAUUUUAUUUGGCCUCGCCGUCGUAGCUGCUAGUAUCAACUUGUUGGUGUUGAGAUUCAUGACCAUGCAAGCAGAGGAGAAUGCUCGGGAUGAAGAUAAAGAUGGUUCCAGAACUGUGUUACCAGUUGAUGGGCAGGUAUGUUCUUGUAACUGUCUCGGCAACAAACAGUGCUCUGGGCCACGCGCGAGGGAGCUUCCCCCAGAUCUAAUAGAAAGGGCAUCUGUCUAA
Danaus chrysippus (African queen) is the source of this 933-nucleotide messenger RNA. The record is from the annotation of a GenBank genome assembly. NCBI's taxonomy places the organism in Eukaryota, Metazoa, Arthropoda, Insecta, Lepidoptera, Nymphalidae.